Fibroporia radiculosa is the source of this 435-nucleotide messenger RNA. RefSeq lists its product as uncharacterized. The record is from RefSeq and is a predicted model, not a curated record. Lineage: Eukaryota; Fungi; Basidiomycota; Agaricomycetes; Polyporales; Fibroporiaceae. The coding region runs from base 1 to 435 and encodes 144 amino acids. The transcript is spliced from 2 exons. Gene Ontology annotation, molecular function: transmembrane transporter activity. Gene Ontology annotation, biological process: transmembrane transport.
AUGUCGGACUCUCGGGCGGCGACGCUUCAUGACAUUGAGGUCGGUCCCCGUGUUAGCUCGGACACCAAGUCAACGAACUCCGUGCUCGCUGCUCGUGAAUACUUGGGACGUGGAACCAGCGAAGAUCCGUAUGUUGUAGACUGGAAAGAGGCCGAUCCGCAAAAUCCGUUCAAUUGGUCGAAGCGACGGAAAUGGAUUAUAACGUCCCAUCUCGCAUUUGCCACUUGGGUUGCAUCUUUCUGCAGCAGCUCCUACAGUGCCGGCCUGACGUAUACCACCACGGACCUGCAUAUCACGAAAGAGAUAGCUAUCCUAGGCGUGUCGCUCUUCGUCCUUGGAUUUAUGGUUGGGUAUGUCGUCUGCGCAUUCUCUACAACAGUUCUCGCCUUGACAAAUUCCUUUUUUCAGCCCUCUCUUCUGGGCCCCCAUGAGUGA